ACAUACACCCUUUCGAUUUAUGUCUUUGGGCCGGGUGCUUUUUACUCGUGAGCCAAUCGGCACUGAAACACUCACUGAAAACGUGAACGUUCGUGACGUAUGAUUGAAAAUGUGUUUUACCAUAGACAAUUUUACAAAUAUGCGGUCGCUAGAGCACAUAUCGUGAUUUUUUAGCAAAGUUCGACUGUUCGAGUCGAAAAUGGGUUAUAAUUUAAAAUUCGAUGAUUCAACCGCAACAAAGUUGACAAAAUUAUCAUAUUUCAACAAACAAAGUAUGCAUGGAUCCGGUGAAUCCAUUGAGAUAGGAAUCCCUUUCCCACGAAUAUUCCGUGUUUAAAAUCCUGGUUACGUAAAUAUGUUAUUAUAAGGAACUGAUACAAUGACGCACCAUGCGAGUCAACCGAACACUGUUUGCUGGGCUGCUCAAUGAUAAAAUUUUAUCAAAACUUAAAUCAAAAGUAAAGCCCCAAAGAGGCCUCUGUGAAGAAGAGGAACAUAAUUAGAUGACGUCACAAACAUUCUUACUCUAAGCCGAAACGGAAAUUCAGUAUCUAUCGUAAAAUUAGUAAAAACGCAGACUCAUAAUUUCAUAACGAAUUCUAUAUGCAUUGAGUGUCCCAGUAUUAUAUUUCGUGACAGUGACGAUUUUUCAUCUGCCAAUAUUCACUUGCAGCGAGGGCUCGAAUUUACUUAUGUGGGAGUUCUAUAAUAUGCGAAAAUUGUCAUUUCACUCUUCCCCAUGAGGUCUUUCAUGAAUAAGUUAUUACGGACUAAAGCAUAAAAUCAAAAUUACCCCCAAAGCUAUAACGAAGUUCUUCGGGAUUUUUUUUACGUGGGCACAUUGCCAGGUGUUUUUCCCUGCGAUAUGACGGAAGUAACGAAACAAUGCCUUGGAAACUGACCAAUCGCAGGCCUUCUUUAACAAAACAUGAAAGUGGUGUGACAAUGGCCUGAUGAUUGUGGACUCUGGCUUUAAUGCUUGUCGAAAUGUGAAUUUCGAGUACGGGAGACGAACCAUUGGUUCAAUUUUAUAAAGGUUUUUCAAUACCGAUGCGUGGGAGACGUUUACAGUUGUCACUGAAGCCAGUCCGCGUUUCCACUGAAUGUAUUUCGAGACGUCUGUGAUUUGAAACCGUGAAGCGUUUUUACGCAACUUUGACAGGGGUUUAUUCGUGUUACAAAUAUAUAAAAUAUAUUUGAGUAUCGAAUAUACAGUUCAUUGAACAAUGGGCUGGGAGGACAACGCCGUGUUUUAUUUCGUAUUCGCUUCCUUGACGUUUUUCGUAUGGAUGGACAUGAGCUUCUUUGGCGAGAUGCAAGAACAAGGUUUGAUUGCGAACUCGACGGAGGCGAAAGCAGCAAAUUCAAGGUUUCCCGUCAAAUCUGUGAAACUGCGAAUGCAAGACCACAUAAGCCACUACGUUUGGUUGCCUUUAUCUGAGCAUGUCGACGCUAAAUACAAGAUCUCGAAGUUGUCGUGGGUAAGUCCGAACCUUAUAAGCGGCCUACAUCUUAUUGUGGCAAUCAUUUCAGGCAGGUUAAUGUACGAAAGAAACAUUUGGAUCCGACGAUUGGGUUGUAUCGUAUUCGAAUUUCGAUGCUUCUUGGACGUUUUCGACGGCGUGGUUUAUAGGGCACAAUCGAACAUGAAGACGUCGUUUGUGAACGGUUGGGGAACGUAUGGGUAUUUUAUAGACGCUGCGGCCGAUUUUAUAGGCUGUAUUCUUGUGCUGGUCUCUUGUAUUUUGUAUUUUUUGAGGUGUCCUCCUGUUAAACGCAAGGAGUACCCGAACGACGACGCUGAAAUGGCGUUAAUGAUUGACUAUUACGGCAAGUCAAACAGUCAGUACAAGGAGAAAGUAAUUGUAUUCUAUGAAAGCAAAAAGAAAAUAUUAAUAAUGAUGCUCGCUUAUGGGAUACAAAUAUCGGCCCGGUCAGGCUUUUGGGAUCAUUUUCUACACGAAUAUCAUACGCUGCUCGAAGUGAAAUCCGAUGCCAUCUCACCGGUAUUACAAGCUGAAGCAUUAAGUUUCCACAGUACCUGGGCAGUGUUGUGGCUGUGGAAGUUGUGUGCAGCAGACAUUUUCUUAGAGCUCACUAUUGUAGCAAUAUUUUUUGACAAGUUUUGGAGAUGGGUUGUUCUUGUAAAUUACGUUGGUCCUGCAACUUUAGCAAUAACUGUUGUGCUUUCCCAAAUGCAUGUUAUCAUGGUGCGACAAUACCUUGGUGUAUAAUUUAGAGAUACUGUAUCAAUCAUAUGAAAUUUUACCUUCCAACAAACGUCAAUGUUUGUAAAUAGUAUUUUUAUUUAUUGUGCAUAUGGGCAGUUUGAUUCCAAAAUAGUUCAGGCUUUAUGUUAAAAUAUCUGUCAGACUUAUCUAAACUCUAUAAUGCUGUACACUACGGGAUUCAAGAAAAUAGUACAACAUUUGACAAAGCCUGAAAAUGGCCUGCCUAAUCAGUGGUUUUACACAGUCGGUAGUUUGUAACAAAAUAUUACGGUCAGAGGGCAGGGUCAUAUGCAGAAUUUUUGAGCUUGGGGCAGUUAUGUUCCUUUGGUGGGAAAAUAUCUUGAAAGAAAGAGAAUAUUUUGACUGUUGUGUGGACACAAAACCUAGGGUUCACCAGUCCAAUGCUCUACUGAUGGGUGCUGCCCAACCAAGGUUAAGGUAGCCAACCUUGGUUGACAUACAUCAUACAUGGUAGUCACUUUUGAUAGCCUGUGUUAUACAUUAGAAGGACCUUGUUUUUGUUGUUUGAAUAUUGUUGAAAUACCACAGUUCAAUAAAAAUGGGUUCAAUGAAAAAAUUUAAGGUUGGAUCAUAGCUAUUCUAUAUAGCUACAAGAGAAUGAUUUUAUCAACAAUCACAUGUUGUACCUAACGGUUCGAAUAACUUGAAGUUCCUACAAUUAGACAUUUCUGGUCCCCAGUCAGCCCCUUGCCCCAUCGGCACUAUUCAUCAACAGCGGAUUCAGGUAAGUCAGAAUAAAUUACACAGCCUAAUUUCCAAUUCAAACAGCUUAAUGAUAAUUCUAUGGAUUUAUAUUCAAAUUAUGAAGUAUAUUUUUACUUAAGAAUCCAAAACUAUAAUUGCAAUUUAGAACUACAUGUAUAGUAAUUUAUUCUGACUUGCUCAUUUAUUCUGUCUUAAUAAUGCAUAUGACCCGCCAGCAUAUAAUUAAUAUUGUUAUAGUGCUUCUCUGAGGUGUGCUAUCACAAUGGUGUCCAUAGUCUCUGACUUACCCUGUAUAUGCGACUGCCCUUCAUCCAGCCAAUAUCUUGGCAGUGGCGUAGCCUGCCUGACAAUUUAGUCAUGCUAUGCUAAUAUUUUGGUGUCCAUUGACUGUGAAAACAAUGCAUUUCUAAAGAAAUUA
Molecule: messenger RNA, 3375 nt
Organism: Dendronephthya gigantea
Lineage: Eukaryota; Metazoa; Cnidaria; Anthozoa; Malacalcyonacea; Nephtheidae
Product: ceramide phosphoethanolamine synthase-like
Exons: 4
Coding region: 1227-2234 (335 amino acids)
Source: RefSeq, a predicted model, not a curated record